GAGAGAGAGGGAGAAUGCUGUUGCACUGUGUCUUCUCUCUUUCGCAUGCACAAACACUUGUCUUUAAACUCAGUCCCGCAAGCUGGAGGCUUUGGGCCGAGACGUGGCCGGAAUGGAUCCACUUUGAAAACAUUCUUUCCUGGAGGUCCGGGGUGGGAGAUGGGAAGAGUUUUCCCAAGUUAGAGGUCAGUUCCCAGCUGAUUACUUUGCUAUUUCGGGGAGGGGAUGUCAUCCAGGUCUUUAUGAGUAAUAAUUGGGUGCAGAAAAGACCCAGGUCCUUGUCUGACUGCCAAACAACCACCAUUACAGCAUUUUGGCAUCUUUGACAUUCAGAUAAAUAGUCCAGUUAUGUGGAUGUUCCCUUUUUCUUUCUUUCUUCUAGUGAACUUGGGAGAAGACCAUUGCUUACGCUUUCCCUCCCUCCCUCUAACCCCAAUUUCCUGCCUCCCCCCCCCAGCAGGACCAAGAUGGCCCACUGCCGAGACCUCUUGCUCUGCGCUGCCUUGGCCCAACUGGCGUCUCUGGGGGCCUCCCUCCACCUUGGCAGGGAAAGCACAGAUGAGCUCAAAGUUCUGCGGGUCUCAAUUGCCAAGUUUCCGCCAGUGCGAGCCGUCCUGUCCGGCAGCCUCACCAUCCCCUGCCACAUCACCUACCUGCAGCCACUGCCCACUGCCAAAACGGCCGGCCGCCAAGGGGUUCGGGGCACCCUCCGAGUAAAAUGGACCUUCCUUGUUGAUGGCAAAGAGACCGAGAUCCUGGUGGCCCGGGGCCUGAAGGUCAAAGUCAGCGAAAUCUACCGUAACCGAGUCUUUCUGCCCUUCUAUCCUGACUCGCCCAUGGAUGCCACCCUGGUGCUGAGCGAGCUGCGCUCCAAUGAUUCUGGACUGUAUCGCUGUGACGCUCAACACGGGAUUGAGGACGGGCAGGAUUUCCUGGAGGUGAAGGUGAAGGGGGUCGUCUUCCAUUACCGGGGAGGCUCUUCCCGCUACGCCUACACCUUUCCCCAGGCCCAGGCGGCCUGCGCCCGGAUCGGGGCGGCCAUCGCCACCCCCGAGCAGCUCCACGCCGCCUACCGCGGCGGCUACGAGCAGUGCGACGCCGGCUGGCUGGCGGACCAGACGGUCAGGUAUCCCAUCCAUACCCCUCGCGAAGCCUGCUAUGGAGACAUGAAUGGCUUUCCGGGAAUCCGCAAUUAUGGCGUAGUCAAUCCAGAUGACAUGUAUGACGUCUACUGCUACGCUGAAGAACUUUAUGGGGACCUGUUUCUGGUGAGCUCCCUGAGGAAAUUCACCUGGGAGGAGGCCAAAGCCGAGUGUGAAGCUCAGGGGGUGGAGAUGGCCACGACCGGCCAGCUCUAUGCAGCCUGGAACCAAGGGCUGGACCACUGCAACCCAGGCUGGCUGGCAGACGGCAGCGUGCGCUACCCAAUUGUGACACCCCGCGAGAAGUGUGGAGGGAAUCUGCCAGGAGUCAAAACCAUCUUCCUCUUUCGCAAUCAGACGGGAUUCCCAGAUCCCCAGAGCAAGUACGACGUGUUCUGCUUCAAAGAGGAGACCAGCCCUUCCCUGGAAUCUCCCAUCCCUGAGGCAGAGAGCAGCAAGGAGAUCACCACGGUGACCCAGAAGAUGGAGGAGCUGCAGCUGGCCGAGGGAGAGCCCGAGGGGGCCAAGGAGUCCAGGGGGGCCAUUUAUUCUGUGCCCCUCUUCCAGGAUCCCCUUGAGGUGCCAGAAGAGCCAAGCAAAGCCUUUGAGGAGGCAGCUACCACAGAGCCCCCCGAGGAGUCUGGCCCAGGCGGUUGCGACAGGCGGAGCGGAGGAGAAGAGGGGGAGGAAAGAGUUGGCAGCUGUGCCAGGCAACACGGGCCUGGGCGAGAGCCAGCAGACCCCGGCACAGAAGAGGUGCCCAGCACCCAGAAGGCCCACGUCGUGGACCAAAGCCAACAGAGGGAGGAAGGAGAGCCAGAGGUUUUGGAGGCAUCUCCCCAGGAAGGGGAGGCUGAGGACGGAGAGGCAGUGGGGAGCCAGCCCAGGGAUGAGAAGGAGCCCCACGGUGUCGGCAGCCCUGUAGAGCCCUCCCCAGAGACCGCAGCCAGCUCCUCUGACAGCCCAGAGGGAGAGACAGUGGGCAAAGUCCAUGAAGGUCUCUCUGCAGCUCCCUCAGAGAGGACUCACGGUGCCAGCCAGGGCUCCAGUCCCCCCAAAGAGGCCGAGGCAGGAACUUCUUCUGCCAGGCAAGUCGAAAGCAGCUCCCCCGUGUCUGGGCUGGCAGGCACUCACCCCCCCGGUCCUCCCCGAGAGGCAGGAUCUGAGCCUCCAGGGACAGUCGCCUUCCCGGUGACCCCCUGGGCUCCCGUGCUGCUCCUGUCCCUGAGCGUGAUGCCAACCGGCCCGUCUGAAGAGAGUGGGGACCACUCGGGUUCCUCCUGGCCACCACCAGCCAGGGUCUCCUCGGUCGCCAUCUCCAGUCCUCCAGAUGAGGCUGUGGCUGCCUCGAAGGCUUUUGCUGGCUCUGGAGAGGAGCCUGAGAUGGAGGAUCGGGCUGAGACCGAAGCCAGCCCUUCCAAAGAGGAGCCCUGGGCAGAAGCAUCGGAGAAGGACCAGGAGCCGGCUCUGAUGACAAUCAUGCCGGCUGCAGAGGAAGAAGGGCACCCGGGACACCAGGAGGCUGUCCCCUCUGGAGGCCCUUUGGGCUUGGACUUCUUCAGCACCCCGUUCCUGGAGGCCUCCUUGACUACCACCCACUCUCGGCCAGUUCUGCCCACUGAAAGUGCCAGCCUUGGAGCAUCUGGCAGCGUGUCAGACGCCUGCAUGCCAAACCCCUGCAGGAACGGAGGGACCUGCACGGAGGAAAGUGGGCGCCCAGGGUGCCUCUGCCUGCCGGGAUACGGAGGGGAUGCCUGCGACGUCAGCCUGAGGAAGUGCCAGCCCGGCUGGGACGCCUUCCAAGCAUUCUGCUACAAGCACUUUUCUGCCCGGAGGAGCUGGGAGGACUCCGAGACCCAGUGCAGGGAGCAUGGGGGUCACUUGGCCAGCAUCAUGUCUCCGGAGGAGCAGAGCUUCAUCAACAGUCAGUACAAGGAAUACCAGUGGAUCGGCCUGAAUGACCGCACGAUCGAAGGGGACUUCCAGUGGUCUGAUGGGAGUCCUCUGCUGUAUGAGAGCUGGCAGGAUGGGCAGCCUGACAGCCAUUUCCUCUACGGGGAGAACUGCGUGGGCAUGUCCUGGCGAAAGGAUGGGAAGUGGAGCGACGUGCCCUGUGGCUACCAUCUGCCCUUCACCUGCAAAAUGGGGCUGAUCUCUUGCAGCUCCCCUCCCAAAGUGGCCAAUGCGCAGAUAUUUGGCAAACCAAAGCAGCAUUACGAAGUCAAUUCUGUCCUCCGAUACUGGUGCCCGGAAGGCUUCGCUCAGCACCGCCAGCCGCUCAUUCGCUGCCAGGAGAACGGCCAGUGGCAGCAGCCACAAUUUGCCUGCAGCCCUGGGGAGUCCUAGAGGCUGGUUGCCUCUGCCCUGGGGAACUUUGGACAGCUGGGGGUGUCUCUGGGAGAAGGGGGGCAUGGAGUGCUGAGUGCCAGAGCAGGACGGGCCUUGGGGGAAGGGGCUCCUGAGUGCAGACCCUCAU
Crotalus tigris (Tiger rattlesnake) is the source of this 3618-nucleotide messenger RNA. It is a transcript of the gene BCAN, whose product is annotated as brevican. The transcript has 12 exons. Gene Ontology annotation, biological process: cell adhesion. NCBI's taxonomy places the organism in Eukaryota, Metazoa, Chordata, Lepidosauria, Squamata, Viperidae. The record is from RefSeq and is a predicted model, not a curated record. Gene Ontology annotation, molecular function: hyaluronic acid binding. The coding region runs from base 468 to 3488 and encodes 1006 amino acids.